Molecule: messenger RNA, 666 nt
Organism: Cebus imitator (Panamanian white-faced capuchin)
Lineage: Eukaryota; Metazoa; Chordata; Mammalia; Primates; Cebidae
Gene: CPSF4L
Product: cleavage and polyadenylation specific factor 4 like
Cellular component (GO): mRNA cleavage and polyadenylation specificity factor complex
Molecular function (GO): RNA binding; metal ion binding
Source: RefSeq, a predicted model, not a curated record
GCUGGAGAGUUGCCUGCCGUCACCUGGCCACUGGCACGCCGGGUAAAAGGGGAGGCAUUGGAUGCUGGCCCCUUAAGGGCCUUUGAUGAGCUAUAUAGGGCCCACCUGCCUGGGCUCUGGAAGCUUCCGCAGCCCUAGCAGGAGAUGGAAGAUGCAGGAAGUCAUUGCCGGACUGGAGCUCGCCUUUGAGAAGGAUGUCAAGAUGCAGAAAGGCACUGGGCUCCUGCCUUUCCAGGGCAUGGACAGUGAAGUCGGGCUCAGCUGUGUGCGACUUCCAUUAAGGGCUCUGGAGAAAGGGGAGAAGCACUGGCUCCGGGGGCUGUACAAGAAGGGUGACCCCUGCAAGUUCCUGCACCAGUGUGACCUCACCAGGAUGCCUGAGUGCUGCUUCUACUCCGCCUUCGUGCUGGGAUUUUCGGGUGACUGCAGCAGCAACGAGUGUCCCUUCCUCCAUGUGAAGCGAGCUCUCAAGUCCCGGGACUGUCCUUGGUCACCUGCAGGUCUGUGUAAAUACUGCCAUGUCCCCAGAAUAAUGUGUCUCAACUAUUUAGUUGGCUUUUGCCCAAAGGGACCCAAGUGCCAAUUUGCUCAGUAAGUAUGAUCCCUCAGUUACCAACUCCCAGCAGAGUGCUGGGCCUGGCCUUCUAGUUCUAGAUCUUCCAUACC